CCUCCUAUCUUGUUGAAGCACAUUUCUUGUAUUUCUCUGGGUACACUAGUGCUUCUCGAUUGGGUUCAAAAAGUCGAGCUCAUUAUGGCAAUCGUCUUUGGUAGCGUCUUUCUGACUCUACUUUUGUUGUUCACAUUACCCCAUAAGGGAUUUAUGGUCAUGGUUGCUAGCAUAUCACUUAUCGAAUUAAAAGAUUUGUUUAGGCAAUAUCUCGUUCCUGUGUCAGAUUUCAUUGCUGUUCGUGGAAUACUCAUGAUAUUGUCGAUGAAAAUUUCAUCGCUUGCUUUCGACAAAGGUCACGAUUUCGCCUUGACCGAUGCUGUUCCUGCUUUCGCUUUCUUGUUCAAUCCUUCAACAAUAGUUUUUGGUCCUUUCCACACAUAUGGUGAUUUCCUGAAAUCAAUGAACCGUGGAACAAGCAGAGAAGAACUAUCCAACGCAGUUCUUAGCGUUUCAUUAUUAGCUGUUGCUCUCUGUUUCUUGAUGUAUUCAUCAUGUCUUAGCAUAAUCGUGCCGGAAGGAAGCAUACUUGCUGAUUAUUUUUUGGCGCAGUCGUUUAGAUCAAGCCAUUUCUUCGUUUGUUUGCUCUCCCAAGCAUUGUCAAUGUUGUCUGGGAUGAGAAUAUCUGUCUGUUCGCCAUUUAAAGUAGAAUUUCCAAGGUCCCUUGUAGUGGUCGUUACUGCAUGGAACAUGCCGAUGCACCGUUUUCUUCACGUGUACCUCAAGUUUCUGUCUUUGGGUAGUGCAGGAUCGAUAUUCGCUUCGUUUGUAGUUAGCUCUUUAUUACACGGAUUCAACUUUCAAAUUACAGCUGUGCUGCUCUCUUUGGGUUUUGUCUCGUACUUUGAAAAUAGUAAGUCUUUACAGUCUUUGAAAAGUCCCUGA
Messenger RNA from Angiostrongylus costaricensis, 885 nucleotides. NCBI's taxonomy places the organism in Eukaryota, Metazoa, Nematoda, Chromadorea, Rhabditida, Metastrongylidae. The record is from the annotation of a GenBank genome assembly.